AUGAAGUUCGGGAAGAGCAUCUGCGUGCUGAACGUCGGGGGGACCCGCUACGCCUUCACCCGCGACGUGAUCCGGGAUUUCCCACUCCGGCGCGUCAGCCGCCUCCACGCCUGCGCCUCGGAGAAGGAGGUCCUGGAGCUGUGCGACGACUACGACCGGGACCGCAACGAGUUCUUCUUCGACCGCCACGCUCAGGCGUUCGUGUUGAUCAUGCUGUACGUGCGCUCCGGCAAACUGCGCUUCCUGCCCGGCGUGUGCGAGCUCUCCUUCUACUCGGAGAUGCUCUACUGGGGGCUGGAGAGCGCGCACCUGGACUCCUGCUGCCAGAAGCGCCUGGACGACAGGCUCUCCGAGGUCGGGCUGGACGGGCUCUCCGAGGAGGACGCGGGGGUCUCCGGGGAGGAGGCGGGCGCAGAGGCCGUGCAGGCGCGGGCGGCGCUCACCGGGCGCGCCAAGUGGAUGGAGAGGACGCGGAGGGCGUUCGAGGAGCCCAGCUCGUCCGUCGGGGCGCAGCUGCUGGCUUCGGUGUCCGUCAUCUUCGUCAUCGUGUCCAUGGUCAUGCUGUGCGCCAGUACUCUGCCGGACUGGGACACGGCCAAGAGGAACACCGUGGAGGAGCACCGGAUAGUGGAGGCCGUGUGCAUCGGCUGGUUCACGGCGGAGUGCACCGUGCGCUUCCUGGUGGCGCGGAACAAGUGGGACUUCCUCCGCCGGCCGCUCAACAUCAUCGACGUGAUCGCCAUCACCCCGUACUACGUCACCAUGGCGAUGGCCCGGGCGGGGAUGCCGGGCGCCGGGCUGGGAGUGGCGGGCGUCAUCCUGCGCGUGCUUCGGAUGAUGCGGGUCUUCUGGCUGAUGAAGCUGGCCCGCCACUUCCUGGGCCUGCAGACGCUGGGGCUGACGCUGCGGCGCUGCUACCGGGAGAUGGUGAUGCUGAUGGUGUUUGUCUUCGUCGCCAUGGCGAUAUACAGCGCCCUGGCGCAGCUGCUGGAGCACGGCCUGGAUUUGGGCAUGCAGAACCAGGAUUUCGCCAGCAUCCCGGCCGCCGCCUGGUGGGUCAUCAUCUCCAUGACGACGGUGGGGUACGGGGACGUGUACCCGGUGACCGUCGGGGGGCGGGUCCUGGGGGGGAUGUGCGUGGUGAGCGGCAUCGUCCUGCUCGCCCUGCCCAUCACCUUCAUCUACCACAGCUUUGUACAAUGCUACAAUGAACUCAGACUGCGCUCGGCCAGAUACGCUCGCAGCGUCUCCACGGAAAUCCUGCAGUGAGCCUUUUAUCCACUUCCUGGACGUUUGCCCCGCCCUUUUCCUCUUUUCUAAUCUGCCAUACUUGGACAGAGGUGUUAGAAACACACAAAUCAUUAUUUAUUCAUCCCUGGCAGGCGGUGUCAAUCUGCUCCUCCCUGCACGCUUUGUUUACCCUUCAUCUUCUUGUGUUUGCCCAGCCUUCGGCUGACCUAGAUCUGCUGCGUAUAGAUGGACGCAAUGCCGCCUGAGGCAUGGCGUGUCGAGGGGGAGAGAGAGAGGGUGUGUCAGGUUCAAACACUGAUGACAUCUAUUAAACAAGACAAGAAGCAAGGAAUUAAACAGAGACAGAAUUCCAAUUAGCUCAAUUGAGGAGAAACGCGUAGGCACUGUACCCUUGUACAGCGUCGUCCCACGCUCUGACGAAAGGUUGUACGCAACCUCUUAUAUUUGGACUUUCCCUGAUUACAUAGCAACAGCUGUUUCCAAGGGAGGGGGGUCGUAAACAGCCGUCGCCUUUGGUUACGAAACAGUCCAAAGAAAAGGUGCCUGGAGGGAGGUCAGGUCCUGCUUCCUCCUCGCUUUGUAGAUCUCGGGUCAGGACAAAAUCUUCCUGUGGAUUACAAUACAUCAAAGAAACCGACACCCUCAUGUCGCUCCCCAUCCUACACAGUGGAGUUUUACAAGCCUUUUGAUUGGUAGGAUCAAAGACAGCUUUUGUCUGCUCGCCGGGAACUCGUUGAAACACAAAGUUUUGUGAUAACUUAGAAACAAUUAUUCUGACAAGGGGACUUUAUCAUGAAUAAAUAAAUGUUAUCAGAUUCUCAAUAGUAUUUAAAUUCAUGGGGGGGCGUGAGAGGCAGUGCGACUUGAUCAAAAAUUAAUAAUCGUUAUCAGAUUGUCAAUACUAUUUAUAUUCCGGGGUGUGAGAGGCAUUGGGGGCUCUAUCUUAAAUAAUGAAUGUUAUCAGAUUCUUGAUAUUAUUUAAGUUUGUGGGGGGGCGUGAGAGACAGUGUGACUUGAUCAAAAAUAAACGUUAUUAGAUUGUCAAUACUAUUUAUAUUUGGGGGUUGUGAGAGGCAUGAGGAAUUUAUCAUAUAUAAAUAAAUUUUCUUAUAUUUUCAAUAGUAUUUAAAUUCAGGGGGCGUGAGAGCCAGGGCGACUUUAUCAUAAGUAAAUUAACUGUAUCAGAUUCUUAAUAGUAUUUAAAUUCAUGGGGGACGUGAGAGGCAGGGCAACUUUAUCAAAAAUAAAUAAACGUGAUCAGAUUGUCAAUACUAUUUAUAUUUGGGGGUUGUGAGAGGCAUAAGGAAUAUAUCAUAAAAAAAUAAAUGUUCUUAUAUUCUCAAUAGCAUUUAAUUUCAGGGGGCGUGAGAGGCAGUGUGACUUGAUCAAAAAUAAAUAAACGUUAUCAGAUUGUCAAUACUAUUUAUAUUUGGGGGUUGUGAGAGGCAUGAGGGAUUUAUCAUAAAUAAAUAAAUGUUCUUAUAUUCUCAAUAGUAUUUAAAUUCAGAGGGUGUGAGAGCCAGGGCGACUUUAUCAUAAGUAAAUGAAUGUUAUCAGAUUCUUAAUAGUAUUUAAAUUCAUGGGGGGGCAUGAGAGGCAGUGCGACUUGUUAAAAAAUAAAUUAACGUGAUCAGAUUGUCAAUACUAUUUAUAUUUG
Entelurus aequoreus (snake pipefish) is the source of this 2908-nucleotide messenger RNA. RefSeq names its product potassium voltage-gated channel, subfamily G, member 3 (gene kcng3). Gene Ontology annotation, molecular function: delayed rectifier potassium channel activity; protein binding. Gene Ontology annotation, cellular component: voltage-gated potassium channel complex; membrane. Gene Ontology annotation, biological process: protein homooligomerization; potassium ion transmembrane transport. Bases 1 to 1269 code for a protein of 422 amino acids. The transcript is spliced from 2 exons. NCBI's taxonomy places the organism in Eukaryota, Metazoa, Chordata, Actinopteri, Syngnathiformes, Syngnathidae. The record is from RefSeq and is a predicted model, not a curated record.